Xenopus laevis (African clawed frog) is the source of this 4999-nucleotide messenger RNA. It is a transcript of the gene sfmbt2.S, whose product is annotated as Scm like with four mbt domains 2 S homeolog. Gene Ontology annotation, cellular component: nucleus. Gene Ontology annotation, molecular function: transcription corepressor activity; chromatin binding; histone binding. The record is from RefSeq and is a predicted model, not a curated record. The transcript has 22 exons. The coding region runs from base 870 to 3593 and encodes 907 amino acids. Lineage: Eukaryota; Metazoa; Chordata; Amphibia; Anura; Pipidae. Gene Ontology annotation, biological process: negative regulation of DNA-templated transcription; regulation of DNA-templated transcription.
CUGUGAUGAGGCGGGCUGGAGAUCCGUGCCAGGGUCGCACUAUUUGGCUAAAUGAUUAGGGUGCCUAUUGUGAUGUACAGUUGGAACUACUUAACGGGAAAGCGCAUGAUUGCAAGGGAACCCGCCCCCCCCACCAUCAAUAUUUGUCAUUUUAAGUUAGUACAGGGAACCCCAUAUGUUACUCUUGUAUGGCUCCCCAGAUAGAAAAAGCGAAUUUCUAAUGAAAGCCCUGAUAAUGAUGAAUGAUGAUGAUGAUGAUGAUGAUGGACCUGACAUCGCGUAAGCGCACACGGCUGAUUAUUAUUGGGGGUGGGAAUGUGCUCUGUGUUUGUGAUUAGGAGCAGCGUGACCUCCUCUGCUGACGUAUGUAGUGACGAGCAUGGACUGUAGUGGAGGGCCCGGGAGGAGGGAUACGUGUGCAUUUGGCUGCGGCGGCUGCUGGAGACUGAACUUGCUGUACUGAGGGGCUGUCAGGAGAUCUUUGUGGCUGUGAAGAAAGCUUCCUGCUGGUUUGAUUGUACCGCUGAACCAUUCUCUUGUGCUCCUCUGGAUCUCUAGCAGAGGGACACCUGUAACCUGGAUUAUAGAAAAUAACAGGGGCUUGGGCACUGCCAAUGCCAAACCCUUAGUGGCUGGUGGAGAUGGAUACUUGCCAUAAAAGGAAUACAUAUUCUUCAUGAUCACACAAUAUAUUAUUUAUUCUACAUACCUUUACAAUGAAAACAUGGCAAUUCGUUGGGGUUGGUAGUAUUAACGUGCUGCCAAUGUUCUACCUGAAGAGGAAAGUUGUGCCAGGGGCUGCUCACAGCACAUGAACAGGGAGACUUUGCCUUAUGAUGAUCUAGAACAAAACAAGUUAAAUUUGGAUAAUGGAGAACAGGAUGCUUAUUAUACGGUGUAAUCAAGAUACACCACAUACAUCACUGGAAAAAUCUAACAGCCCAACACAUGGUAUCAAAGAUAUGUAUUGCUCAGAUGAUGGUUCUAGUAUUGAAGAUACAGAUUUUAACUGGGAUGAGUAUCUGGAGGAAUCUGCAUCAAGUGCCGCACCUCACACAUCUUUUAAACAUGUUGAAAUCAGUCUACAGAGCAGUUUCCAACCAGGGAUGAAGCUUGAGGUGGCAAAUAAGAGCAAUCCAGACACUUAUUGGGUAGCUACUAUCAUUACUACAUGUGGACAGUUACUUCUGCUACGAUAUUGUGGCUAUGGAGAAGACCGCAAGGCUGACUUCUGGUGUGAUGUAAUGACAGCAGAUCUGCACCCCAUUGGUUGGUGUACACAGAACAAUAAAUUACUGAGGCCUCCAGACGCAGCAUUAGGGGCCAUUGUGUUCCAGCGGCAGCAACACUUCCAUGUUUCAAAUUCGACUAAUGCAAUAAAGGAAGAAUGUACUGACUGGGCAGAGUUCUUGAUCCAUGAUCUGACAGGCUCAAGGACAGCUCCAGCCAAACUCCUUGAAGGUCCUCUUCGAGGGAAAACCCCAGUAGACCUGAUUAUAGCCGAUUCAUUGAUAGAACUCCAGGAUAAGCAGAAUCCCUUCCAGUACUGGAUUGUCCGUGUGAUAGAAAAUAUUGGAGGAAGAUUGCGGCUGCGCUAUGCGGGACUAGAAGAGUCUGAUUCCUGGGAUCAGUGGCUAUUUUACUUGGACUACAGACUUAGGCCUGUUGGGUGGUGUCAAGAAAACCAGUUCAGGAUGGACCCACCAAUAGAACUUUGUCCAUUAAGGAGCAUAUCAGAAUGGAAAAGUGCCUUGGAAAAAUCUUUGGUAGAAGCAGCAAGAUGUCCUCUACCGGUAGAAGUUUUUAAGGAUCAUGCUGAUUUAAGGAGCCAUUCUUUGACUUAUGGGAUGAAAGUUGAGGUUGUAGAGCCAGAAGAAUGUAAUUGUAUACGCCCUGCAACAGUAACUAAGGUGUUCAACAAUCUCUACUUUCAAGUGACUGUGGAUGAUCUAAGACCAGAGGCAAAAGAAGUAUUCAUGCUGUGUCAUGCAGAUUCUUUGACUCUUUUACCUGUACAGUGGUGCCUUAUAAAUGGAGUCAAUCUCACUUCUCCUAAAGGUUAUCCAGGACAGGACUUUGACUGGGCAGAUUACCAGAAGCAGUGUGGAGCCGAGGCAGUACCUGAUACUUUGUUUAGAAAUACAUCCAGUUCUCGGAGUUUUACAAAAGACAUGAAGCUUGAAGCAGUCAAUCCGAGUAAUCCUGCAGAAAUUUGUGUUGCCUCUGUGACCAAAGUUAAAGGGAGAUUAAUGUGGCUGCACCUUGAAGGUUUACAGAACCCAGUUCCAGAGUACAUUGUGGAUGUGGAAUCCAUGGAUAUUUUUCCUGUUGGCUGGUGUGAAGCAAAUUCCUACCCACUCAGUACACCACUUAAAGCAGUUGUAAAAAAGAAGAAGAAAGUUGCUGUGGUGCAGCCAGAGAAACAAUUGCCUUCAUCGGUACCUUUUGAGACCAUACCUCAAGAGCUCUCUCCUUUCCCAGAUAACAAUUUAACAGGAAAUGUCAAUGGGAAAUAUUGCUGCCCACAACUUUUUAUCAAUCAUCGCUGCUUUUCAGGACCAUUUUUAAAUAAAGGAAGAAUUGCAGAGCUACCUCAGUCAGUGGGGCCUGGGAAAUGUGUUUUGGUCCUAAAGGAGGUCCUCAGCAUGGUAAUUAAUGCAGCCUACAAACCAGGAAGAGUCUUAAGGGAAUUACAAUUAGUAGAAGAUUCUUUAUGGAAUUUCCAGGAAGAAACAUUGAAAGCCAAAUACAAAGGAAAAACAUACAGGGCAACAGUCAAAAUAGUCAGAACUUCAGAUCAAGUAGCAGAUUUCUGCCGUAAAAUCUGUUCUAAGCUGGAGUGCUGUCCCAAUUUAUUUAGUCCACUGCUGAUUACUGAUGUGUGCCCUGAGAAUUGUUCUGUUCAUACAAAAACGAAAUAUACUUACUAUUACGGAAAGAGGAAAAAAAUUACAAAGCCUUCAGUUGGAGAACAUAGCUUGGAAAACGUACAAGCAAAACCAACAAGGCGAAGAAAGAGAAGAAAAUCUAUAUUUGUGCAGAAGAAAAGACGAACCUCUACAAUAGACAUCAGCCCAGUGGAAUCAGCAGAGGAGAGUAUAGAAGACGAGUUAAUGGAUGAUGAAACUGGAAGUGAGGAAACAAGUUCUGAACUGCGUGAUGAUCAGACAGACACUUCCUCUGCUGACGUUCCUUCUGUGCGACCCCAAAGGGCAGUUACACUCCGAAACCGUAUUGUAUCUGAGAGGGCCCCUCCAGUAGAGAGAGCAAGAAGAGAUAGGAAAACACGCUCAUUACCCAGCAUUGAUGGGGACACAACUCUGAAAACUGAAAUGAAGGAAGAAGAGCACCUUGUUCUAGAAAGUAAUCCUUUGCAAUGGACAGUGACAGAUGUUGUCAGAUUCAUCAGAUCCACAGACUGUGCGCCUCUCGCAAAAAUCUUUCAAGAACAGGAUAUUGAUGGCCAAGCUCUUUUGCUGCUAACUCUCCCCACCGUGCAGGAAUGUAUGGAAUUGAAACUGGGCCCAGCCAUUAAAUUAUGCCAUCAAAUAGAGAGGGUCAAGAUUGCAUUCUACGCACAGUAUGCCAACUGAACGUUCUGCUUGGUAUUGAUGUGCCUAAUUUAUAAUAUGUAUUGUACAGGUGUGUUAUUAAAAUGCUAAAGCACUGGUCGCUUUAAGUAUGCAAUUGUAUUUCCAUAUCUGUAAAGCACAUGCACAUAGAGCACUAGUCUGUAGAUGUUUGUUAUCAUGGUCUCAAGUUCUAGAGAUACAAAUCCAUAAGAAGUUUCUUACAUAGAAAAACAUGCAUAUCAGGCCCAUUGUUUAACUUCAUGUGUAAAAGCAAAGUUCAGCAUAUCUGAUAUGUUUGCUAAUCUUGUAUUUUUCUUUCAUAUUGAAAGUGUGUGGUUGUUUUUACUGUGAUUGUGGCUUAUAUGAAAGCUUUGAUCCCAACAAUGAGCACAUUUUCUACUGUUGCUUCUUGACAUUUUCUAACAAUAGACAGCAAAGUGAAGCUCUUCAGCACUUUGCCCCAGUGGGUAAUGAUGUGUAAUUUAGUGUUUUAUGGACCCUUUCUGCCAGCAAAGACAUGACUUGUUAGAAUGCAUACUUUGUCACUUCAUUCCUGCAAUAGCCUGUGAUUACUCACACAAGAUAACUCAAGAUCUAGGCAUCUGGUUUCAUAGCAAGUCAACAGUAACUCUAGGCAUGCUUUAAAUCAAACACUGAUAAUUUUAUAAUAAUGUAAUAAUAAGGUAAUACCCAUCAUUAAAAUGAAAAGAUCUCACUGAAAUAUAUCAGAGAGAAUAGAAGCUUCUUGUGGAACUGAAAUAGACAAGUCAUCUUUAGCCUUCUCAUGCCACAAAUCACUCGCUGAUGGGCAGAAAAGGCAAUUAGCUGAAUACACUGGUGUGAGGCAAGAUUCAAAACUGUUUUUUUUUAUAGCCGAAUUAAUUUGUUUUACCCAGAUAUAUAAUGAUGAAUAAAUCAAAAGCUAUGACAAGAAUUCCCAACUAAUGAUGGGAAUAUGCUCAUGAUGCUUUAGGUUUAUGGUCUUGAUGGGCCUUCUGUCAGAGCAAUUUUCAAGGCAAGUAAAGCAGAGGAUUUAGAUGAUAUAAUUGGAUACACAUUAUGUGAUACACAUAGGUCUUCUCAGUCAGAAAUAGUUGUCACUCAGUUUCUCAGCAAUUUUCAUAAUCAACAUGGGAUGAAUUGUCAUGAAUCACUUUCUAUUAUAAUUUAUUGAGAGUACUGCACACUGGUCAGAUCACUGCUGUAACAAUGGAGGGUACUUUCAAGAGAUAAUCACAUCUGUGCACCAUUCUUUUGUCUGAGAUAUCACCCCCCCCCCCCCAGAAAUGUCUCACACUGCAGAGAAUAUUCAAUAUUUAGGGAUGUGAGUUUAAUGUAAAUAGGGUUUAUUUACUAACAAUGGGGAAAUAGGCAUUAACCCAUGGCAAGCAAUGACAUUUUUAUUGGUCUACCUGCAGUUGACUGAA